GUCGGAUCGGUCUCGACUGCAUACAUACAAAUAAGGCGUCAAAACCCUUAUCCCUCCUGCUUGUUGACCAUUUAGCUCCCCAUAUUCAUCAGCAGAUGCUUGGCUGCUUUGAGGACCUGACAGCACACUCUCCGAUUUCAAACUAACCUCGAUCGUAUUCAUGAAACUCAAUUCGAUUAUUAUCAACCAUCGAUUAUCACUUUGAAAGCAUCAUCAACCUCUGAGGAUGGCGACCGAGUAUAUUCCCGACCUGUUUAUCAGACUUUUCGACUUCCUCCAAGAUCUCAUCGCCAAACCUGAUCCAUCGUUGCUACCCCGGCUGCGGUUAGAGCUGGAUCGCGCCCGACCGUUUCUCAUCCAACUGUUUGAUAAACGACCUAGGAAUCCGAAGGAAGCAGAACAGAUCCGGAAAGGCCAAUUUGUUUAUCAAGCUACCCUGCACAGCCACACACCCGACUUCACCCAUGAGGCACUCUAUCUCUCUGAACAACUUGAACUGUCCGAAAAUCAAUGCGCUAUCCUUUUACAGCAUGGGAUGUCGCGUAAAGCGCGUUAUGGAAGGCCCAACGCGGACAGUGCUGUAAUCAUCUAUUAUCAGGAGCGAUCGGCCCUACUGAACUUUCUUAAACUUAUCUUUCAACCUGCCGAUCCUGAAAAUGACGACUGCGGUCUGAGUGAGGAACUCGAGCGGUUCCGAAAUAGUCUGGUGAACAGUCGGUCAGCUUCAAUAAAACAAGACACGUGGAUCUCGAAGGUGCUCAAAGAAAUCGAGCAAUCCAAGAAUCAAAUCAUCAAGUUAAAAACUCAGCUCACUUCAAGUUCAACUUCCAAUACCUAUGGAGCUCAAUCGAUGAACAACACUACUGGAGCUUUUAACUUUGGAUCUAUAUCUACCACCCCUCAAAGAGCUGCGGAAAAAUCCAACGAGGUCGUCGUCAAAUUCAGCGAUGAGAUCGUCCAAAGAAUGCUAGAGCAGCAUCAAUCCGAAAGACGCGAACUCGGGCAAAUUCUAUAUCUGAUCGCAUUUUCUCGAUUGCUCAGCAAGGAAAACCUUUUGAGUCUAGUCGAUUAUCUUGCCGGAAUGAACUCUGAGGAUCCGUUGAUUUGCCAUUUCUUGAUGACCUUCCUUGCAGCAAUGGAUGUCGAGUGUAGUUCAUCGACGGAAGCCGAGUAUAACUAUUUCACGGAGCUGUGGAACGAUGUUCCUUUUCUGCAGACGAUGACUGAGCGACUGAAUCAAAAGCGAUGGCUGGUCCGGCAAGUCAAGGCAGUCGCAUUGCUGCAGUGGUGUUUAUUUCUUGGCUCAGCCUACCAGCAAGAUCCGCGACUCGAGCACGAAACACAAAUUUGGGAGGACAUUAUAGAUCAGAUGGUCAUGUCUGCGAUCCGCAAUGGCGCGUUUCCAUUCAUGGUUUCCGACUUAUUGGCUUUCAAGAAGAAGGAUUUACUAGAAGAAACGCCUCCUCAAGUCUUAGGACCGCGAACGGAAGAUGCUUUACGAGUCGCCACUGCAGAUGACCUGUUGGGUAUCGAGGAAGGGUUCAGAUCGGAAGUUGUCGCCCAAAUCGACCGUUUAAUGAUCACUUUUGUCACUUCGCUUCAAUCUGUUCUACGUCGAUUGCGCAAUCAAGAAGAAGAUGUACACGUCUCAAUGCGCUACCACUCAAUGACCCAAACAUCUAAUCCUGAUAUGUCAGAGAGCCUUCCAUCACCUCAUCAUGACAUUGAAGCCCUGUUCGAAGUCAUUGCUGCCAUACAUCGCAACACCCCCGAUUCUGCAUUGGUAUACUGGGGAGUAGGCGAAAAUCAAGAUAACAUCGAUGACCCCACGUUGACGUCGGGACGCUCAACCAAAUUAACUGGGUUUGUUAGAUGGGCCUCCGAAUGCCGUCAACUCGGCAUGGUACAAUCGUUUUACGAAAUGCUGGCGUCUUUAGCCACGGGCCCGCGCUGUAGUGAUCUAGCUUACUCCUUCCUCAUGAGCGGCUCCUCUGACGACGGAACGAGUGGGAUGAAUUCUACAAUGUCCCGCAUUGCUGAUGCUAUGGGCAGGAUCAACCUCUUGACUUGCUCUUGGUCAUCCAUCUUUGGCCAAUUUCAGUACUACAUACAGGCACUUCAAGCACUAUCAUUGCAAAAGAACAGCACUCCCGAAAACAGACAGCUCUUCCCGCCUGAAGUGUCAAUACUGAAGAAAUAUGCCAAAGUCAUCCGGCAAAUCGUCCGUUAUUCAUCAAUCGCCCAAGCUACGCUCUACGAUCAUCAAAAAUAUCGACCCAUCCAGACCCUUUUCGCUUUGGCUGCCUGCCCGAUUCCGUUGGACCUCAAGGCUGAACUACUAUUAGCCAUCGCCGCUUUUGCCGCCCCCGGUAGCAAGAUCAGUGCUGAUAUUGCCCGCAAGUGUUGGCUUACGCUUGAACAUAGUCAAAUCUUAUCAACAAACUCAUGGGAUCUACCUGCUGAUUUCGGCGCUGCGGGGGCGCUCUCAUUGACCAGUGGUGAAUUGAUUAGGACCGGUAUAUUGGCUGAGCUGGAAGAGGUCGAAGCAACCAAUCAAGUCUACCCCGGGUCCACAGCUUUUAUCCGUCUGUUGGUUGCUUUGAUUCAUCCACCAGCGCGCCGGUCACCAGUCAAAAAAGGGGAAGAACUGGAGCUGCAGUCCAUCCCUGAAAACCUUGGGGUAUCAUCCCGAUCUCCAGGUAUCGAGCCUUAUUUACGAUUCGUGGUCGACGAAGUUUUCCGAAAGGUGGGAUCGCGUGAUUUCUUGCAUCAAGAAGAAAGAUACCAGGUUUUCGAAGUAUGUCUGGCAUUCAUCGAGCGAUGUUUAACAUCAUACGAAAUCGGCCCAUUUUUAGCAACUUCGACACUUUCGAAUGCGCACUCAGGCAGUGAAGCUCAUUCUCGAGCAGUAUUGGCCGUAGUAACGCAUCCAGGGUUUGAAAUCAUGCUUCGCAUACUCAACAAUACUGAGCUCACGCGUCAAGUAUUUGAAACCCUUCUCAAUGGACCUCGCUUUGUUGAAAAUGAGCCUCAAAAGUCCGAUAUUACCUGUCGAUGUGUUCUCCGUGCUCUCAGGAUCGUCCACCGGGUCAUUGAACUACAACAGCCUUUCCUAGACGGCGUCUUACCUCACGUACUCAAUCACGCAGCCGCAAAUAUCCCCCAUGACCGAGUGAUAUGGGCACGGUCAGCUCAAAGCUUAGAUCAGCACAUCUUUCACUCUAGCAGCAUGGUGAUUUCAAUCGCAGUGUUGGUGGGGUGUGUGGAGGAUGAGGAAGUUGCCUACCUCGCUGUGAAGCUUUUAACUCACAUUGCCGAAUCCACAUUCUUUAGUGCCGCUGAUCAUUUCCAUGGACAGUAUCCUGGGCGAAUGAACCGCUUACUGGGCCUAUUGGACUCUUCAGAAGAGAGCCUUUUGAUCCUCGGUAACUUUAUGGGUCGGUUAGAAGCAGCCGGGUCAACCUUUCGCAACAUAGAUGAUGACGAUUUUGUAGUUGACACAUCUGGUGACCUAGAAGAAAGGGAUAUGUCUAGAAUUUCCUCGGCCAUCAGAAGUGCCAUCUUGGAUCUUUUGCUCCAGAAUACUCAACCUCAUCGAGCUGCCCCUAAUGUGGCACAUUAUCUUUUGGGAUUCGAUGCACGAGCCUCAAAAGAUACUAUGGCUUUAGCUGACCCUAGAUCGCCCGAUGCCAAAUUGUCUUGUUUCCACGCUAUUCUCAAUCUGCUCCGGAUGGGUCAAGCCUCAAGCAAUUCAGAAGAAAGUGAAGGUGAAUUCUCGCUGCUCGAGAGGGAUCCAAUCCUGGCUGAAAAAGCCUACCGGGUCAUUCGACAACUCUGUCUACACGAAUAUUCCUGCAAGCCAGUCUCUCGCUACCUACGAAAUACCGAACAAUAUUUCAUCGCCCAAGCAAGUGCUUUACCGCUAUCGAUACCGGCCAACCACUCCAUCGCGGGUGGGCAACUCAUCUUGAGCAGUGGUAAAGUCAUUGAGACCACCUGCAGUGAGAUUGUAGCCACUUUGCAUUCGACAUCCUGGGUUUUGGAAACGAUUUCUCUGGAGCUCAAUAUUCUCACGCAACAAGCUCAGCGAGAACGCGCGACGGACCUGUUGCUAAUUUUAUUCGAAUCUGCCUCUUCCCCAAAUCAAAGCAAGUCGAUCUUGGACCAAGUUGGUAGUCCAGAUCAAUCCCUUCCAAGGAUGCAAGAAUUGUUUUUAUACUUGGAUUUUGCCUGGAAGAACAACACGACAAUCGAGCCUCGCCCAUUGAACUUUUUUGCAACCCUUAACUUUGAUCAGUGUUGCGUCAUCGAUAGCACUGGCUGUCAGCUAUUUGAUUUAGGUGCAAUCCUCAGCAUGCUUGGAGCUACCCGACAAGAGAUUAAACGUCGUGGCCUUUUGAACACUGCUGCGCAGCAGGCUGAGAUGCAGGAAGAAAUCAAAUUUGUCAUUGAAUCUAUUGUCGUCGAAAAUCAACGGCGACAGAUUGCCUCAGCUCAGUACCAUAUGUUACGCUCAUGGAGCACAUUACUUCGCCUGACUUUGAGCCGGGCUUUUCACUUGAUUCCAGCCGAGAAUCGACAUAUCUUUUUGCUCGAUCUGCUGGGUUCAGUUCUGUCGAAGUUGGUAGAAGGUCAAGUUGACUCAGAUUCCGCCGAGCUGUUGAGCGAGAUCGUUGUCGCUCUGAUGAUCAAAUUACGCCAUGAAGGAACUCAAUUAGGAUCCCUAGCCACUGGCGAAGCAGCUCAAGCUUUCCCCUUCGAUCGAAUGAUACCUAUUCUGAAGACAAUCGUUCAGAGCAUCGUCCUUUCAAACACUUCAAACAUCAUCCGAGGCAAUCUAUACGCAUCAUUACUAGGAUUUCUUCAGCAUGUCUACGCUACCAGCAAUGCUGAUUCAGCAGCUUUACAGUGCUUCUCGCCACAAGACAUAAUGAAGCUGACCGACGCACUGCUCCCUCCAUCUGAUGCGGCCUCCACUAUUGUCAGUCAAUGGAGUUCUUCUCGGAGCACUCUGGAGGCCAAUACUAUUGCCAUGAUAUCUACAGCUUUUGAUCGACUGCUACCAGUAAUAUCCAAAGAUGCUAUCAUGGGUAGUGAGGUGUGGAAAUCAGUCGCUUUUACCGCUCUGGACUCGCUCUUGAUGUUAUCCGAUCGCUCAAGAUCUGGCUCUAAAUUAAUGGCUGUCUUGUGGAGGAAUGGAUUUAUGAAGAACUUUGUAGACUUUGUGAAAGAUGCAGAAGGUGAUCUUCUCGCAGUUCUUGAGCCAGACCCAGAAUCCCUGAACGCCUUGUAUGUCUACGAGACCCAAAUGGCAUUCUUGCUACGCGUGGCCUCAAGUCAAGCGGGUGCUGAGAAACUCAUUGACGCGAAGUUGCUAGUGAGACUGGGGCAGUGUAAUUAUCUGAGUAGCUCACCGCAGAGCCUGUCUCCUCAUGAAGAGUUCGAUAUGUUCAUUCCAUCUGCGUCGGAAAGAUACCAUCAACUACUGCUUCCUGCACUGCAAUUGGUCGCAUGUGUCCUCAUUAGUCUAGGCUCUGAGUCCGGUCUGGCUACUCGGGAAGCUUUGAGCUUCAUCAACGCACAAAGAGAGAUGAUCAUGACAUGCAUUCGCUCUGCGAGCAUGCUGACAUCUAGCAUCGGAAUUCAAGAGUUACUCCUUAUUACUAGUAUUUUAAGAAUAGCUUUGCCGGCCGUCGGUGACCAAGAAAUUGCCUCCUCUACGGAUUUCGGUGCACUCCACACCGGCAUCCUUGCCAUCGCGAACGUUGUGUGUGGGAGUCAAGCUUGGAUGAAUAACAUUAUACCUGCAACUGAACUGGAGCGGGAAAAUGUAGCGCGAAUCGUACCAGGUAAUGAAAAUUCCGCUCAAUUAUUUUGA
Puccinia graminis f. sp. tritici CRL 75-36-700-3 is the source of this 5878-nucleotide messenger RNA. RefSeq lists its product as uncharacterized. The transcript has 8 exons. The record is from RefSeq and is a predicted model, not a curated record. Gene Ontology annotation, biological process: nuclear pore organization. Lineage: Eukaryota; Fungi; Basidiomycota; Pucciniomycetes; Pucciniales; Pucciniaceae. Gene Ontology annotation, cellular component: nuclear pore; nuclear pore inner ring. The coding region runs from base 227 to 5878 and encodes 1883 amino acids. Gene Ontology annotation, molecular function: structural constituent of nuclear pore.